AUGUGGAUCAUCAUCAAUGCAAACUAUGAGAACGAGACAGUGGCGUCGUCAUCCGAAGGAAACGGAGGGGGUGAAUCUUCAGCCCUGUUCUCGAAGCUAGGCAGUUCACUUUUCGGAGCCACUGGCUCACCACAAAAAGUUGUUACAAACAUCCGUGGAUUUCUAUCGAAUCGACUGACCGGAGUGUCAAUCCCUGAUACGGGAUGGAAAGAUUCAAUUCUCUCACUUCAGAAGAAAUGGUUGUCGACGACGGAAGGUGUCGACGAAUUUGGUUUCCCGGAGUCUUUACCAAAGGUUCCGGUACCAACAUUGGAUCAAACGAUGCAUGAAUAUCUCCGGGUCCUUCAACCCAUUACAACUCCCCAGCAGUUGGAACGGACACGGGCACUUACAAAACAGUUCACUGGACCGAAUGGAUUGGGGACGACGCUGCAGCAGUACCUGCUGGAUAAACGGGAAGCCGAUGAUAACUGGGCCUACUACUACUGGUUGAACGAUAUGUACAUGGACAACCCACUACCUUUACCGAUUAACUCCAACCCCGGAAUGGUAAUGCCUCCCCGAAAAUUUACCACCGUCAACGAUAUGGCUCGUUUUGCGGCGAAGUUAAUCGAUAAUCUCAUGAUUCAUAAAGAAAUGCUCGAUAGUGGAGGUCUUGUACAGGAAAGGGCGACCUCGCGAGAAAAAGGGCAACCCUUGUGCAUGGCUCAGUAUUAUCGGCUUCUUGGAUCCUGCAGACGACCGGGUGAGAAACGAGAUAGUCAAUAUCUACCCGAAAAAAGGACCGACGAACAUGUGAUUAUCUUUUGCCGAAAUCAGAUAUACUGUCUUCCGGUGAAAGCAGGCGAUCGUGGUCGUUUAAUCGAAGAUGAAAUUGCAUCGCAACUAUUGUACAUACUAAAUGAUGCACCCUGCUUGGCAAGAAAACCCCCUCGUAUUGGUAUUUUGACGGCUGAACCACGUCCUCGGUGGGCCUUAGAUCGACAAAUGUUACUUCUGGAAGAACAAAACGCCCGCAAUAUUGAACUCAUUGAGCAGGCAUUGGUUCAAAUCUGCAUCGAUGAACCAAUCCCAUUGACUUUCAAUGCUCGAGGGUUCAACGGAUCUCCAGCUGGAGCCCACUACUGUGGUGGACGAGAUGAAAGUAACAUGGCUCACGAAAUGAUUCAUGGUGGGGGUAGCGAGUACAAUUCCGCAAAUCGUUGGUUCGAUAAAACAAUGCAACUAAUCAUUUGUAAUGACGGUAGCUGGGGUCUGUGCUACGAGCAUUCACCUUCCGAAGGCAUUGCUGUGGUUCAACUGUUGGAAGGAAUUCUUAAGAAGAUCGAUGAGGCUCCAAAAUCCGAAGAAAAUGGUCUACAGAACCACCUUCCUCCACCGGAAAGACUCGAGUGGAUUGUUCAACCCGAGAUUGAUCAAAGGAUUCGUGACGCUUCUAGGAAUGUGGACAAGAACAUUGAAAACCUUGACUUUUAUGUAUAUCGAUACAAGCCGUUCGGAAAGAACUUCAUUAAAGCUUGUCAGGUCAGCCCGGAUGUUUUCAUUCAACUCGCGUUGCAAUUAGCUUAUUACAAGCUUUACGGAUAUUUAGUAAACACAUAUGAAAGCGCUUCAACUAGAAGAUUUUUGUUGGGCCGCGUCGAUUGCAUCCGGUCGGCCAGCAUGGAAGCAUUGGAAUGGGCCAAAGCAAUGUGUCAAGGAGAAGGUGCCAAUGUUGCACUUGAGAGUGACAAAGAAGAAGACUACGGAGGCGAAGGGAGCGAAGCGAAAAAACGAGAUCAUUUGCGGGAACUGUUUCGGUGUGCCGCGGCACGUCAAACAGAAGUAAUGGUCCAAAAUAUUCUGGGACAUGGUAUAGAUAUUCAUAUGCUAGGUCUUCGCGAAGCCUGUAAAGAGAAGAACGGCAGUCUACACGAGCUGUUCACAGACGAAGGAUACAAAAUUACAAACUGUUUCCUACUCUCGACCAGCCAGGUCGCCUGCUCAACCAACAGUUUCAUGGGAUAUGGUCCGGUAACACCACAUGGAUAUGGAGCCUCAUACAAUCCACAUCCGAAUGAGAUCAUCUUCUGUAUUUCGGCAUUUUUCUCCUCAGAUAAAACUAGUGCAUCGAGAUUUGCCCGUUCGCUGCAGGACUCACUUGACGCCAUGCGGGAUCUGUUGUCAUAAACUCUACAUAUAGGUGGCCUUACUGCACAUGGUUUGCGAAACGCUCUUCGAAAUAUAAACAACCAAAUAAAAACAAACAUAUCAAUAUCUAUAGAUGUGAUAGUCGUCAAAGUAACUCAAACAUAUCAAUUGGUUGGAAAUCUGUAGCAGAUUUUUUUUAAUUAUUAUACACCCUAUUGUCACGGACGUCACUCUGUUAGAUAGACUUUGCAUCGUUUCAACAGAAGCUGGUUGGUUCAAUUGAUAAUAUUUUCUUGGUACACUUUGAAAUGAUGGAAAACACGUUGUUUUGCACAGUUGAAAAUAUUUUUUGGUUUUACAUUUCUCUUCAUAGUUAUACAGGCUUGUGUAUGGUAUCCGAGGACACAAGGGUAUGUUUCAGUAAAUUUGAGGUUGCUUUUUAUUGCAGUGUUUUUAUUUUCAUAUAAUUAUUGUAAUGGGGGGGGGGCUACAAAUCUACGCAAGAAAUCAACUGACAUUCAAUUAUCGGUGCACGAAGCACACCGAUUCAGAAAACCUAAAUUUUCUCAGCUGCACCCGAUUCAAGUCCAUUGUGGUCCGCUGGUAAUGUAGAAACUUUUGCAAAACGAAAAACACCUCAGGAACAUAUCCCAGCAGAACUCUGCCUCUGCCCACAAAGCCACGGUGACACAAGAUUGAAAGGUCGGUUUUAUAUGCUCUUUUCAUCCCGAAACUGUGCUUCCUACACAUAUAAAAAUAUCACAAAACUAAGCGUUAAUUGAAAGAUACAGCUCUGUUCAUCGAGAAUUAAAUGCAAUCAAUCCAAUUUACUUUUGCAUCGAUGAUUGUUUUCCAACAAACUUCCGAUUCAACCCAUGUUAUUAUUGAUUUUUAUUUUGUGUAAAUUCAGGGUAGCAAGUGAAUUGCCGAUUUCCAUUUCCCGGCUUUUUCCCGGUUUUUUUGAGAUAAAAAUUUCCGGUUUUUAGAAUAGGCUCAAAUCGCCUCUGUUUAGUUUUUUUUUAAUUUUUAAUUUAAACUUUGAAAAGAUAUCCCAUGUCCAAAAAGUAUCAUUGUAACAGGCCCGCUUAUUGAGGAUGCAAUUACUUUCCAGGCAUUUCGAUGAAUAAAUAAAAAAAUAUUAAUUAUAACAUGUGCGUAUAAGAAAAGCAUAAAGGCUUUUCCAAGUCAUUUAGGGGUUUUGGUUACACGUAACCGAUUUCAUCCGAGUGCACAUGACUGUUUUUAUUAUUUUUUGGUAUACAUAUGAUUGAAAAUAAAUCAAUAAGGUACAACAAUCAAAAACGGACGCUUGCCACUCGGAAAAAAAUCAACAAUCUAUGCUUGCAACUUCAAAUCAUUUUGUACAGAGCUUUCUUCGCUCCUUCCGGAAGUAAAAGUAGAAAUCUCAGAUCGGCGGGAAAAUUAUAAACGGCAUAAUGGCCAAGGAUGGCUUUUAUCGUAUCAAAGAACGCUCUCUACCAACUCUUCACAAUAUUCAAUCAUUGCCAUCAAAGAGAGACGGAUAUCAUCUCAGCAACAAAACACCGUCAUGGUUCAUAUAACAUAGAAUAGACACCAGUGCGAGAGCGAAUUUCUCUCGAUGACCUGUCUGAGCAUCACGGGUUAACACACUGCUGUGGGGAUUCUCUCUGAAGCAACAAACGGUCGCUUAUUCUCGUUUUGCGGUCCGAUACUAUACGGGCAGUGGAUAAUUGCGAUAGAAUCAUUUUACUAUUGCCGCUUAUUCUAUCUAUGUUCAUAUAACCUUUGUAUAAGUUGUAUCUAUGAAAAUAGAUGUGAAUGCUCCAGACCACUCAAAACGAAAUAUUGUAUAUUGUAACCUAGGAUGAGAAUCAUCAAGUCGAAUUAUCUGCGAUAAUUAUCAACUUGCGAUUCUCUCUUGGUAAAUUCCUCACAGCGUCGAUCAUUGCCGGACAGUGUAUAUUUUGUUAAGGGCUGUGAAAUACUCACAGUAUGAAGUGAAGCGAACAAAUGUAGAAAAAUUCUCUUACGGUUCAUGCAUCGAGAGACAGCGAGUUCUUGUAGCAUCUUCUACCAGAUUGAAAAUUUUGUAUACAAUGUAGCAAAUAUCGAGCCGCUUUCUGCCAAAUUAUCGGCAAUCACCAACACUGAUGCUGGCACAGCGAAUCUAACAUAAUAUCGUCAUUGCCAGGGCUUCGGCCAUGGUACAAUAAAUGAUUAUAUGGACAUAUACUGUUUAAAUUAUGUCGCUUGCAAGCACAUCUGUUCAAUAAACGAUACGCUCAGAUGAAUUAUCAUGCUGUAAUUGUGAAGAAAACCAUAAAACCAAUUAUUAACAAAAUCAUGUCAGACCAAAAAUUUGAAAUUUUCAUGUAAUAGAAUUGAAUUUAAAAUCAUUAAAUGUAUGUAUAUCUAACAUUUCGAAAAACCGUUGACUUUCUCUUUUAAAACACCAUUUUUUUCUAAUGUAUCUGUUAGUCAAUAAACACUGUUUACGAUUUCAAUGCAUUGAUGGGCAAAUGAAUCAAUUGAUAACUGUUAAAAUGUACAAUAUAUCCUAAUAGGAUUCUAAACGCUCGUAGAGUAAUCAGAAAGUACGAGCUCUUCAUGAUGAACUCUCCGCUAGUUUUUAGAGCAGUUUUAUUUCCAAUAGCAAAACUAAUUUAUCUUCUAUGACAAAGCUUCCUACAAUUUAUAUGAUUCUAGCAGAUCAAUCAAUAACAUUCAGGGUUUCAAAUUAAGCAAUGAUUAGUUCAAUUAGUUAUAUAUUCUACCAGUUUAGAACUAAUCGACUAGAAUACUAUCGAAUGUAAACCCUGAAAUUGUUUUGGGAAAUAUAGAUAUAGCCGUAAAUUAUUUAAAUCAUUACUUUAUUGAUGUUCCAAAAGCUCAAAGUAAAUUCAAUUCACCUUCAUCUACAUCAAUAUCAACGUUCUUGUGAUCCUACUAUGGAAUAGUUGAGGACCUUUGAAAGAAAAUUAAACACAGAUUCACUAAACAAAUCAAUUAAUUUUCUAAAUCUUUCUAAGAUUCUAUACUGGUUCUCAGAAACCAGUUUCAACUCUUCCAAUUUUGCGAGUCCUUUUGACAUCACUCAGAAAUAUAAGCAUAACACAAGUAUUUUCUCAAGAUAACAUUACUGAGACAGAUUUUUAUGAAACAAGGGUAAUUACUUAAAAUUUUUCCCUAUAAUACCUAGAGAUUUUGCCAUAAAUUUUGCAGGUGUUUUGAAUACUUAUUUAAACAUUUGAUAAAAAUCCAACAGAAGCAUCCAAAUUAUCCUUAUUUUUCAAAAUGAGCUUUCAUUAUGCUGUUAUUGAUAACAACUUUAAAAAAAAACUCUGAUACUUCCUGUUUGAUUUAAAACUACCUGCAAGCCUCUAAAAAUCGUUGGACGAGACAUAGGGUGUUGGCCCAAUUUCCAAUGGACAUUAAAUUAUUUCAACACUUAUACUGAACAUUUCGCUCAAACGCAAAAUUGGGUAUUGUCUCUUACUCUUCGAUUGUUGAAAAAAAAAUCAUUAUGCUAACAACUGUUACUCAUAGGUGAGCUAGAAAUAUUUUUCCCGGUUUUUCACUAAAAUUCCCGACUAUUUCCCGGUUUUUCCCGGUGAAAUCAAAUUCCCAACUUUUUCCCGGUUUUCCUGAUUUUCCCGGUCAUUUGCCACCCUGUAAAUUGCAUUAUUUCUUUUCUGUGUAGUUCCACUGACUCUAUUCCAUAUGAAUAUUACGUACUGGGCGUAAUUGACCGAGAGGCUAGAAAACACUUCCAUAACAUUAUUUCAAGCUCGAGUUGAUUAGAGUUGUACAUUUCACUGACCACUUCAUCAACUCAUUCUUUACUUAUUAAAAUAUCAUAAAACACUUGUACUGCAGUGCAGUAAUAGUGUGAUUCACCAUUUCCCUUUCAGUCCUCUUAUUCAAUGUAUAAUAGUGAAACUACAUUAACUAUGUUGUAUUAUUUUACCGAUCAGCUUUGUUGAAAACGAUAAUUUUAUCGAAAUAAGAGGUUUACGUGUUGACGAGAAAAGGGAAUCAACCAAAGAAACGGAAACAUAUCAUUAGAAUGUAAGUUAACCAUAGGAACAAUAUAAAAAAUAGAUUAAUAGAAGUUGUUAUGCAAUAUUAUCAAAAUUGCUUGUUGAAGGUGUUAUUAACUAUCGCUAUUCUCGUUCAAUCACCUAGUAGAAGGUGAGUUAUUGUUUCAAAGUGACGAGUUGAGUUGAUCUAGAAAACUGCGUGUAGUAGCAAUAUUCAACAGUUAUAAUCCACACUAUGUUAUAAGUAUCACUUAUCAAAUCUAAUCAAUGUGAUUGUGUUCUUGAUGAAAAGCUUAGCUUCGAAAGACAUCUUACUCUCAGUUAUCAUUAGUCCAUGGUGUUGAGUUUAUAAAUGAAAUUUUAUUAAAUCGGCAAUCGACGUUAAUAUAUGUAAAACAUUAUUUUAGAUCAUGUUAUAGGUGAGUUAAUUUCGAAUGCUCAAUAUCCUAGCGGUGGGGUUAGAAGCAAACUGGACAGUUUCAAGAAACAAUCCACCGGCAGAUUCGAGCGCCCGCACAGUAAUUCUUGUCCAUUAAACGAAGCAAAAUUGUAGACAUUAAACAAAACUAACAUUUUGGAAUCAUCAAAAAAGAGAAACGAUAAGUUUAUGUAAUGUCCCUAGAUGCAAGACGGGCAUGCAAUGUCCAGAUCAUAUUAGCAAGCUUGCAAGCAAGGUUGAACCCAAUAUCAUAACUUGCAAAAAAAAACAAGUAUCACAAAAGCUUUACAGCGAGCGAAAGCUUGGACUAUAUUUAACAUAUCAAAAGGCAAAAAUUUGUAAAACAGGUCAAACGUGUGAAUAUAACAAUAUUUAGAGAUGAAUUAAAAACAUUUAAAACAAGAUUGUAUCAUAGCAUGUAGUCUAUACCUAUAAACGGAUAUAUAUAAACAAAUUAAUGUAUAAAAAUAUACACUAUCGAAAAGAAAUCUUCAUAUAAGUCAUACUGAAAAUUUGAAGACAAACUCAUUAAAAUAGGACCUAUCUGCAAAUGACAGUUCCAUUUCUUUUAUUUUCUCUUUCGAUUAUUGCGGUAUUGUUGGUAAUCUUUCAUUCUAGCUUUUCACGUAAUAUGAAUAAAUUAUGGGGAAAUAUAGAAUCACACUAAAAUGAUUGAAAGAAAGUGAAGACAAACACGAGAAAAGGUCCUAAGUGCAAAUGACAGUUUCUCUUUGUUUACUUUCUCUUUCGAGUAUCACGGUCCAAUCAGCAAUCUUCCCAUCUAACACUUCGCAUAGUAUAAGAGCAAAAACCAUCAACUUUCGAUAUUCACUGUAGAAUUUGCCGUAAUAAUUGAAAGAGAAAGUAAACCAAGAGAAACUGUCAUUUGCACUUAAGACCUUUUUUAAUGUUCAUCGAGAAGUGUCAGUAAAUACAAACUGUCACCUGAAAAUGGGACUAUUUGUAAAAGUCAUCGAGAUUUGUCUUAAAAAUUGUAUCCAACGACAAUGGUCAAGUGUUACUUUUUAGUUAUAUCAGUCAUCGUCAUUGUAGCAAUUAAAACCUUUACUGCGAAUUUCCAAAAAUCAAAGUUAUUCACGAUAUGGUUGACAGCUUUAGAUAAUUCUGAUUGAAUGUACCUGCAUACCAUUUUAACCUAUGUGUUGAACGAUGGAAGCAGAUUUCUCUCCAAUUAUGGUACAAUUCACAAUCUUAUGAAAACAGUCAUUGUUGAAACACGAACCAACAAUGUAAAAACAUAAUUUGAUAUACUAAUAUGUAUUGAAUAAAGUAAUUGUUUUAGGGUAAUUGUCUACGGUAUGAGAGAAAACUGAUCUUGUCCUUUUCAACAAUGACUGAUUUCGUGAAAUUGUGAAUCGCCUUAACAGACUGAAUUAUUGGAAUUAUUGUUAUUGUUGAGAAUGUCUUUCCCGAUUAAACGUCGGCAACCACUAGAAGAAGAGUGGAAAAUUCAACUCAACUUGGUUUUAUUCCACCAUUUAAAUUUGUGUAGUAGAACUUGAAGGAAAAAAAUCAAUGUUUUGAUAUUAAUAUUUUUAUUUCCUUCUGACAUUCCUUUGAUUGAACAAAAAUCGUGUAAAUUUACGUCUUCUAAAACCGACAUAAAUGAGCGUUGAAAAUCACAGAAUUACAGACAGGACACUCAAAUGGGAUUCAUUAAUUAUUUCAACGGUCAUUUCAUGGCUGGGUGCAGCUCGCAUCGGUCAGAGUGUCUGAAAGUAGAGUGACGACAUCUCAUCCAUAAUGUAGGCAACAACUCGAAACAUUUCACUAGGAAUGUUAACAGUUCUGUAGCUUUAUAUAAAUCUGGCAGGUUGGUUGCUCGUUUGGAACGAUAAUGACAAAUAGAAUUACCACCUGCUCUGGACUCGACAGCAGCAGGACUUUAUUUUAAAGAUUUAUAUCGUUUUAACUAUGGAUCAGUACACAACGGAAAUCGAACCUAUAACCUGGAUUCUUUGGCACUGUUCUUCCAAUUUUACUAAGGUUGUACUCGAACCUUAUAAUAAACUAUCGAUUACUUCUUUUAAACAUCACGUGUAAGACUCUUAAAUUAAACAAACCGUAAAAAGAUAGUAUAUUAAAGAUGUGUACAUGCAACAAAUCAAUUAUCAGUUUCAUGUACCUGCAAAAUCAUUUUCCGGAACAACGGUGGGAAGAAUAAUGUUUUAAUUCUCCAGUGAAAUCAAUCUAAAAAUUUGAAAAAUCGCAUGAAACCUGAUAAAAUAUUUGGCAUCAUAGCGAGCAGCAGAAGUGAGAAAACAAGAAAAAAUAUAAUACAAGGGUAUUAUUCAUAGCAAAUAAUUGCAAAAUAGAUGGAUCCAGUAACUCAAGAAAAUACACAUAUAGUCUGUGUUAAAAUGACGUAUUUUUAUAACUGAUUCAAUCCGUUAUUCAACCAAUCUUAUGUUAAUUUUAAAGUGUCAACUAACUAAAUUUUACGCCCACACAUCAAAAGUCAUACGGAAUCACGUCAACAGUAAACAGUAUUUUUUGCUCAUUCUCCACAGGUUUAUUGAAAUUUUUAAGCAUGAUGUUAAAAACCUUACUUGUAUCCUAUUAGAUGAAAUAUAUUUUAAACGUUAGCUGCAAAAGAAAAGGCUUAUAUGAGAGUAUAAUAACAAUUUGACAAAACAGUAUUUUUAUGAUACGUUAAGUUUGCAAGAAUUGCAAAAUGAUAGAGCUAUGUUAAUAUUUCAAUCUUACCAACGAUACUCAGACCUAGUCGCUUUAUAUUUGUAUAAGAAUACAUCAGUUACAGUAAUCGUUCGCUGAAUGAAACUCGGUUGGCUGCAUUUCAAAUGCAAAAAUCAAUUUCAUCGUUCUACUCUACUUAUCUACUGAUUUUGAUGAAUAUCUCGAUCGCAUGCAUUAACUCCUUUUCCAGAAGGGAACCAAUAAGACAAAUAUUGAAUAAAGACCACUCGUAUCAUCAUGAAUUCACACACAAAUACGGAAAACACUUAAAUGAUUCUGUUUAUUAAGUUAUUAUCCAAUUUUUUUGUAAAUUUUUGACGGCCAACAAAUGUCAUAUGUAUUUAAAUAGAAUUCAUUUUUUCAUUCUAAAUAUUCUAUCAAUAACAACAUCAUCGGCAAAAACAUUUCAUUGAGCUCCAAAAUAGUUUUAUUCUUAACGCAUCGUUCCAAAAGUUCCGGGACUAACCUGGAAAACAACAUUUUUCAUGCAAAAUUUUUUUUUAUUCAUCAAAUUUUUUUUUAUCUAUCAACAUCUUCAAGUACAAUACAAUCGUUCUGCUCUUUUCAAACUCUACGAUAUCAGGCUUAUAGAAUUAUUUUUGGUCUCAAAAUAGGUUUCAGUAACAGCGAUAACUUUUUCAUGCGAGAAAAAAUGUGCCCUGAAGCAUCUUUUUGAGAUCAGCGAAGUGCCAGUAGUCGCUGAGAGCGUGAUCGGAAUAAUAUGGCAUUUGAGGAAGCAGGUCGAAACCCAAUUCGUUCAAUUUGGCCAUUAUUUUCAUUAAAUUGUGGCACGGUUGGGUUGGCGGUUCAACGCAUAGGGCGCUGGUCUUACAAGUCAGUUGUCGUAUGUUCAAGCCCCGACCUGGAAGGAUUAUCAGUGUCAGUAGGAUCGUAGUACUAGCCAUGUAAUGAUUCUGAACGCUAAGAAUCGGCUGCGAAGUCGGUUGAAACAGAAAUGUCAAAUUCUUCAAAAAGGAAUGAAAGACCAAGAAUUUGCUUUGUGGCACGGUGCGUUGUCUUGGCCAUGACUUUUCCAGCUGCCUGUUGUGUUUUCGGAUGCUUGGACGGUUUUCCAGCUGCACGCCGCCACCCAGCCGACUGUCGAUUCUAUUCCGGAUUAAAUGAUGGGUCCAUUUUUCGUCUACUGUAACAUACCGAUGCUAGGUAUCUUUUUCAUUGCGACUAAACAAUGCAAAACAACUCUCAGAAUCAUGAAAAUGUGACACAUGUUAUCUGAAAGUUGGUUUUUUCGAACAAACGUCAAAUCUGGGCAGUACCGGGACUUUUUGAACGAUGUAUUAUAUUAGUAAUGUGCUAUAAUAUUUGCGCUGCAUGAAUUUUACCAAUUGAUUGAGUCAUUUGAAAACUUAACUACAAAUUAUUUACUGAUUCAUUCGGUUAAUGUGAUAUUCCAUUCAGCGAACGACAACAAUAUCAUUACAACAUAUCAAAACGUGUUCAAAUUAAAUAGAAUAUACCAGUAGUAACAAACCAUGUAACAAUAAAUAAAGUUCGGAAACAAA
Messenger RNA from Malaya genurostris, 10832 nucleotides. RefSeq names its product choline O-acetyltransferase (gene ChAT). The transcript is spliced from 11 exons. Gene Ontology annotation, cellular component: neuron projection; cytoplasm. The coding region runs from base 1 to 2169 and encodes 722 amino acids. Gene Ontology annotation, biological process: neuromuscular synaptic transmission; acetylcholine biosynthetic process. Gene Ontology annotation, molecular function: choline O-acetyltransferase activity. The record is from RefSeq and is a predicted model, not a curated record. NCBI's taxonomy places the organism in Eukaryota, Metazoa, Arthropoda, Insecta, Diptera, Culicidae.